Salvia miltiorrhiza (redroot sage) is the source of this 1265-nucleotide messenger RNA. Its product is annotated as protein THALLO. The record is from RefSeq and is a predicted model, not a curated record. Gene Ontology annotation, cellular component: nucleolus; small-subunit processome. Gene Ontology annotation, biological process: maturation of SSU-rRNA from tricistronic rRNA transcript (SSU-rRNA, 5.8S rRNA, LSU-rRNA). The transcript has 10 exons. Lineage: Eukaryota; Viridiplantae; Streptophyta; Magnoliopsida; Lamiales; Lamiaceae.
UUUGCAUAUUAACCCAUAUUUUUCCGCCGGCUUUUUCCCGCCACCGCUCUGCUUCUCUCUCCGAAGACGCCUACAUCUGCUCAACGCUUCGCCACUGUUUCAGAUAGAUUUUAGGUUUGCGCAGUGGGAGGAAGAAUCAUGGGGAAAAAAUUAAAAGCCGGGAAGUUCAAGAAGAAGGAAGAUAAUGGCCGUCCGAAGAAAAAUUCAAUUCGAUUUGAUUCUGAUAAUGAAGACAUGAUGGACGACGAUAUUGAUGUUUUUCAUAAGAAAAGGAACGUUAUACCACUGAACAUAAACGAGGAUGUGGAAGAAUCUGACGAGGAUGCCGAGCAGCCUGUGCUAGAUUUUGAGGAUGAGGAUGAGGAUGAGGAAGAUGAAGACACUGAUGAUGAUGAUGAUAAGCCACCAAAGGGUCUGGCUGUAAAAAUUGCAAGAACACAAAAGUAUUUGCGGGCUAAAUUUGGUGAUGCAGAGGAUGAAAUUCUUGAUGAUGCUGAUGAAGAAGAACCGGGAAGGGACUUUUGGGGUAAAAAAAGUGACCUGUAUGGCGCUGAUGUUGGCAAUGAGCCACAAUCAAGUGAUGAUAAAGAUGCAGCUGAAGAGGAGGAUGCCGUUUUGAAACGGCAAAUGACAAUAGCAAAUAAUUUGUCAAUGGAAGAUUAUGGCUUGGAAAGGAGCUUUGUUGAUUCCUCAUCAUUUGUCACAUUUCAGGAAAUCCUGGACCAUGGUAAACCCCCAUCAAAGUCUUCCCUCGACAAAUGAAUCAAGGAUGAAGAAGGAAUGACAUAUGAGAUAGUAAAGAAAGAUUUAAAUGCAUUGACAAAGGAAGAGCAAAUGGAUGUCGUGUACAGCUCUGCUCCGGAAUUAAUUGGCCUUUUGUCAGAGCUGAAAGAUGCCCUUGAGCAACUUGAGAACAAAGUGAACCCACUUGUAGAAAAGAUUAAAGGACAAGAGAGUGGAAAGAAGGGAGCGAUGCGCUAUAUUGAGGUCAAGCAGCUUCUAUUGCAAUCCUUUUGCCAGGCUAUAACCUUUUAUCUUCUUCUCAAGUCCGAGGCGCAGCCUGUUCGUGAUCACCCAGUUGUUACUCAUUUAGUUGAGAUCAAGAGUUUAUUGGAUAAGGGAGACUUGAAUCCAACCUUUGUGGUAAUUUCCUCUGUUCAAGAUGACGGAAAAAGUAGCCAGUUUGAUAGCCCGCCGAACCCUGCAAUGCAUUUAUGUGUAAUUUUUAGGAUUUUAAAAUUAAUGUAAUUUAAAUUUGAAGUAAA